AAGGUAUCGUCACUGUGCAGCUGCCAGCAAUUAGACGCGAAUUCCAAGGAAACCUCCCCAUCGUGAAAUGCUUCAAUAAACCACGAAAGUAUCGAAUCCUUCCAACCAUCGACCAAACUUCUCGCUACGGGGUCUAGAGCCCUACGAACUCCCGUAAGAUGACCCGCGACAUUCGGCAGCGGGCGCUGGAGAAGAUCGCGUCGCUCUCUGCUGCCAGCUCGCGUACGUCGUUCGACCGCUCUGAUCUCGACCGAUUGUGCAAGGCAACCCAGGCUGCUGGGAAGGGCGUCAAUGGCUAUUCUGGAAAGCAGAACUUGUCGUCUCUCGGGAGAUGUCCCAUGACAAUUCGCGAAUUCGAGGUCCUCCUAUCGCUAUGCAAAGCCGCGCCCGCUAUUCAGACGAGCCAGAGCGCCCAGAAGCUUGCCCAUCAACUGAUUCCCUAUAUUCUCGAGGCCCACGUCCAGGUGUUUGUUCCGUCGCCCUUCUUCCGAAAGGUUGAGCCAUCACCGACGGAGGCACUGGCAUUCCACAUCACGGCCGCGCUACUGUCUCUCGGCUCCCACUACGAUGAUCUGUACGAGAUGAUUUCCGACAACAUCUGGGCAUUCGUCAAUGCCUGCGAUCAUGCGGUGGAUCACACUGUCCCACCUCAAGCGGACGACGAAGACCCAAACUUGGAGGACGCUAUCAGGACAGCUACAAUUGCAGUCUCGCUGCUUGGCUUCCUUGAUGCGGCAUCCGCCCAAGCAGACUUCUGGAGGGCUGGAGGUAGACUGGCACUGGUUCAGCGGUUCAGAGAUAUCCUCUCAGAGUCGUUCUUGGUUGCUGUCGAGACGGCUUUUUCUACCAUCAGGAACUCACAGUCCUCAGAUCGCCAUGCCAGAGAGUGGAAGAGAUACUUGCGCCACUACUCUGCUGCUGGGCGACCCCUGGGAGCUAUCUUGCUUCAAAGAAGUUACAUGUGGCUCCUUGUCUCGGGCACCUCGCUUUUGGUUACUGACGCAUCCCUCUUGCGCGGCACCCACAUCCUCGACUUGCUCAUGUCAGGCGAUGGGGCUUUCAGACCAGGCUCUCCACGCAGUCCUGACGCAGACUAUAGGUCCCUCGACAUGUACACCACAGUAGCCGUUGAUCAGAUGAACUAUCUCGAAGCCGGCGAAGACUACCUCAAGCUUGGGUCCUCUUGGCAGCAGAGACUGGCGUUUGCAGUCAAAUCGGCAGCUCUCAUCAGCUAUCUCAAUUGCUCGCUCAUGAACGAGGAUGUUGCAGACGUCGAUGUCUUGAUUAAUUGGCUGGAGGAGACCCUUGCAGACCCUCUCGAAAUGGCGGAUGAAAACCUGGCGGCAACUGUCUUGAGAUCGAUUGCCUUGGUCUGCAAGAUCUCCAGGGGAUACGCUGCAACCGCCAGUAGACUGCUGCCUCGUUUUAUUGUGCAGAGCGCGCCCAACGCUCGCACCGUUGCGGUCGCUUCCAAGAGUCUGGCGUUUGUUCUACAGCUCCUUUCUCAUGACGCUGUCAUCACAACUCUCUACACCUUGGGUAACGUUCUCAGCCCUGGCUCCGACAGAUCCAUGACGAACGGCACCAAUGGUGAUCUCGCCGUGGAUGCUGCUGCAACGUUAUACCCAAAUCGUCAUUCGACCGGCAGCAGCAUCUCCUUGGCCAUCACCGGCGAGGAAGAAACCGCAAUGGUGUAUGGCAACGUCGUCCAAGCCAUCUGUGGCAUUGCGACUGCUUGCAAUGACGAGAAGAUCACAGCCUUGGCGCAGUCCAUGCUGCUUCAGAAAAUUGACAAGGUCAACAGCAGUGUCGAUGCUCAAAUCGUCAGUGGUGCUGCCGCUCUCGCGUUGAAGGGCGGACAGCUUGAGUUCCGAUCGCUAUUGAAGGUGUUCUCUAGAAUUUGUCAUAUUGGGGUUGUCGGCCACAAGGACUUCCUUCUGGUUGCUGUCAUGAAGGCGCGUACAUACAUCUCAGCGAACCUCCACCGUGGAUCUCCCCUUUAUGAUAUUUACUGGGAGCAUCUGCUGGAGAGCAUCAUUUCCAUGGGCGACGUUCACCAGUCGAACCACACCAAGGAGGCCGAUGUUCAGCUGGCUGCCCGAGAGAUUGCGGAGCUGCUGCAUCCCUUGGCUGUCUUCAUGUCCACCAACGAUCUGGCAUUCAAUACUAUUACUGAUGACGAGUCGCACUCAAUGAUCAGAGAUGCUUGGUUCAACAUUGUUGUCCACGGCUUCACUACGCAGACCGACAUGGGCAAGACCUAUCUCAACGAGCUUCGAAUCAUGGCCGUUCACUCGCCCCCCUUGGUUGCCGAACAACGAGGGGAGCAAAUUGAGAGUGACAUUGAGCUUAAUACCGUCCUACGCCGAGGCAUGAGCUCCGACAGAGAGUCGCUGCAGAAGAGACAUCUCACAGAGCUGAUUCCUAACAAGGCUACGGAAAUCAAGGGAUUGAGUUACCGCAAGGUUAUCUUUUUGCACGCCGCUUACUUGGUUGAGAGUCUCCGAGCGGAUGCUGGAGACUGUACCAAGGCUCUCUCCUACUUCUUGGAGCCCAGCAUGCGUAGAGGAGAGGUCAGUAGUACUAUGGAGGGCAUUGCUGCCGCUGUAGUGGACAAGUAUUUACGUAAGACUCUGGGCGGUACGGAUGCCACCUUCUCUGCUCAGUAUGCUGCCGCACAGCUCGUUGCCAUCUUCUGUGGCUGCUGUCAUCGGAUCGAGCGAGUUCAGCAAGCAGCCUUUACCUGUGCGGACCGCAUCAUCACUCAGGUUCCUUCUGCUCUCUGCCACAGAUCAUCGCUCUUCGCCUUGCUGGAACUUCUUUCUCUGAUGUGGUCGAGCUGCUUGGAAGCCGAAACAGAUCUGUACGCACCACGAUCCAAAUUCACCUCUAGCCUCGGAGACGUGUCCGUCGAGCUAUCCGACGAUUACACAUUCCGCCGCCAUACCCUGGACGUUCUGAAUCGCAGGGCCAAGCAAUGGGUCUCGAGCGUUAUCAGCAUAGCACCCCUAGACAUCAAGGGUCUUCUACAGACGUACUUGUCCGAGUUUGACGACGAAGGAGCUUACGGCCACAUCUCUUUGGGUCGCUCCUUCGCUAUCGAGCUUGGCUCUCUUAUGCCGUCAACCGACCAAAGACUGCAGUCUCUCGAUCGGGUCGGAGAAUGCAGCAUCAACACUGGAUCUGACUUUGUUGCCCAGUACACCACUCGUCAAGAGUACCGAUAUGGCGAGACUCUCCCCGAACGUGGCAACGAACUGGUCAAUUUCAUGCAAUUGAACCGUAGAGCGUCUUUCUUGCAGUCGUCGGGAUCGAGUGCCAGUGACAGUGCAAACGCCGCCACCGCCCUGGCGCAUGUCGAAGCCCGCAUCAAGAGCAAGAAGACCACCGCUCUUAAUGAAGUCCGCGAUAUCCUGCGCAGAGCUGCAGCUCUGCUUUGCCGCAGCAAUCGCGAUGAGUCUGCUGUUGCACAUUACCUCGUCAGCAUCCCCUUUGCCAUGUUCACAAAGCAAUCUAUUAAGCUCGGUGUCUCGUUGUGGUUGGGCGUGAUGAACGAGAAUCCACAUCUUGAGCCUAGACUUCUUACCGAAAUUGCCCAACAAUGGGAGGCGACCAUUCAGAGCGGUCUCGGGCUGUUUAGCCAUGCCAUGUCGCACCCUGACCCUUUCUUUCUGAAGGAAGAGUUCGCGCCCAGUGAUCUUGAGGCCUUGGCCAAACGCAAGCAGCAGGUGCACAACCUGCUGUCACCCCACAUGAGGCUGCUGCAAUUCUUCGCUAGCCACUUUAAUGCCACCCGCUUGGGUAGCCCGGAUGUCCAACGAGUCUUCCUGCGCAUGCUUGAUGUCACUCUGGAUGCUGUGCGAUCAUCGACGCCUCACCCGAUGGCACGAGAACUGCGGUUUCAGAUUGUAUUGUUCGGACUGAAGGUGCUGCAUGUCUGUACCACCAUUGGUGCCAUCGCGCAAUGGCGGUUCAAGGAGAAGAUCUUGUCUGCCGCACUCAGCUGGUUCCGUUACGCUCCAAGAUGGUCUUUCGGUAGCAACAUCCUGCAACUGAAGACGGAACUUCGUCUCUUGACCGACAUCGUGGCGGCAUUGAAGCAUGUUGCAUUCAUCGGAGCAAACGCUGCAGACACGAUCAAGUCCCUGCAGGCCAAGGAGCAACUUCUCGUUUUCCUCCUUGAAAGCGAACAAACGCGUUUGUCGGUGUGGGUCCACCCACUCGGCGAGCCCACCAAGGCUCACGGACAAGCGAAUAAGGCUGCUAUCGAGACUGCCCUCGCACCCCUCAUUCGUGUUGCCUGGGCCGAGGACCCGUCUAUUGCUGUUGAAUUGGUCACUCGAUUCCCCUAUCCCCGUGUCCAACGCGAGGUGAGAUGGCUGUUGAUCAACUUCCCGCAGAAGGCCAUCUCCGAGCCGGAGGGUCUUCCUAUUCUUCUGGGUGGCUCUUUGCCCAACGAUGUUAGCUUCCAACUGAAGUACCUGUUGUUCUGGUCGCCGGUGAACCCGAUCACGGCUGCCACGUAUUUCCUGCCUGCGUAUCGGAACCAUCCUUUCCUUAUCCAGUACGCAAUGAGGGCAAUGGAAAGCCACUCUAGCGAUACGCUGCGCUACGACGCGCUGGGCUAUGUGGAACGGUACAUCCUGGAGACCGCUCAAUUUUCGCAGCUGUUCGCGCAUCAGAUCAUCUGGAACAUGAAGGCAAACGCCUACAAGGAUGACGAUGCAACUAUCCCUGACGCAAUCAAGCCUACACUCGACAAGGUUAUGGAAAAGAUGGUUGCAAGCUUCUCUGAUGUGGACAGGACGUUCUACGAGCGAGAGUUCGCCUUCUUCGACGAGGUCACUGACAUUUCGGGCAAACUGAAGCCAUAUGUCGGCCGACCCAAGCCGGAAAAGGCACAGAAGAUCGAGGAGGAACUGCGCAAGAUCAAGGUUGAGAUUGGCGUCUACCUUCCUAGUAACCCUGAUGGUGUCGUGAUUGGCAUCGAUCGCAAGUCCGGCAAGCCUCUCCAGAGUCACGCCAAGGCGCCCUACAUGGCAACGUUCCGCAUCAAGAAGAACAAGGGCAGCCUAGAGGAUGUUAAUGACAUGCUCGAGGAUGUUCACAAGAAGGACUCGCCGCCGGCGCAGGAAAACACCAUUGAAGUGUGGCAGUCUGCCAUUUUCAAGGUCGGCGAUGACUGCAGACAGGACGUGCUUGCCCUGCAGAUGAUUGCGGCGUUCCGAGGCAUCUUCCACAACGUCGGCCUGGAUGUCUACGUCAACCCUUACCGCGUCACGGCCACGGCCCCUGGGUGCGGUGUCAUUGACGUGCUGCCCAACUCCGUCUCCCGCGACAUGCUCGGCCGUGAGGCCGUCAACGGCCUCUACGACUACUUCAUCUCAAAGUACGGCAACGAAGACUCGCUCCGCUUCCAGCAGGCCCGCAGCAACUUUGUCAAGAGCAUGGCCGCCUACUCCAUCAUCUCCUUCCUCCUGCAGUUCAAGGACAGACACAACGGAAACAUCAUGAUUGACGACGCGGGCCACAUUCUGCACAUUGACUUUGGCUUCUGCUUCGACAUCGCACCCGGAGGCAUCAAGUUCGAGCGCGCGCCUUUCAAGCUGACGACGGAGAUGCUGGCCGUCAUGGGCGGCAGCCCGCACCACCAGGCCUUCAAGUGGUUCGAGGAGCUGUGCGUAAAGGCCUUCCUCGCGUCCCGCCAGCACUGCGAGAAGCUCAGCCAGAUUGUUCUGCUCAUGAUGGACUCUGGCCUGCCGUGCUUCAAGCCCGAGAGCGUGCAGCACUUUAAAGAGCGCUUCGUGCUGGAGCGCAGCGAGCGCGAGGCGGCCGACUUUGUCAAGGACCUCAUCCGCAGGAGCGCAAACAGCUACUCGACCGGUGUCUAUGACCAGUUCCAGCUGCUCACCAACGGCAUUCCCUACUAAUCUGGGCUUGCUUGCGCAUGAGAUCGAGGAUGAAAGGGGGCAGGAGGACAAGAAAGAGGGAGGGAGUCUUACUUUGUUUAGUUUAGAAUUUUUGUUCAUGGCCCUUAUGUUGAUUCGCCGCUGCCGCCUCUAUAGAAUCCUAAUCCUGGCUUGAGAUAUUGAAUGCGGUUCCUCGCGCCGCACGCCGCUCCGUCGCACCAACAGCACCACACGUCUGUGCAGUGAUUUGUUGCGCAGACAGGGACCUUCUCCGUCCUUUAGCAGAAUCCGUAGUCGUAAUAAUAAUCAUAUAAAUGAGGUUGAUGAAUGGUUUUGGUUCUGUUUUCGCUCAACUUUGCGCCACAUCGCCGCCAUCCCUAACAUAUCCUGCUUGCUACUUGCGGUCCUUUGUCUUUCCUACCCCAUUUAUCCCUCCGGCCUCCCCCUGCGCUAUACUUCCUUGUCGUCGAUCGACAAUCCAGAAAUUCAAAAAAAAAAAAAAAAAAAAA
This is a messenger RNA of Colletotrichum acutatum, 6418 nucleotides long. RefSeq names its product phosphatidylinositol 3. Gene Ontology annotation, molecular function: 1-phosphatidylinositol 4-kinase activity. The coding region runs from base 159 to 5930 and encodes 1923 amino acids. NCBI's taxonomy places the organism in Eukaryota, Fungi, Ascomycota, Sordariomycetes, Glomerellales, Glomerellaceae. The transcript is spliced from 8 exons. The record is from RefSeq and is a predicted model, not a curated record. Gene Ontology annotation, biological process: phosphatidylinositol-mediated signaling; phosphatidylinositol phosphate biosynthetic process. Gene Ontology annotation, cellular component: cytoplasm; plasma membrane.